GCUGUAGUUGAAAAGGGGAAAAAAUUGGUGAAGAACCAUUUCAUUCUACUCCCGUUCGAUGAGGUCGUGGAUAAAUUUUGAUGUUUCCGAAUGAGACUUCCGAUUAAAGAAACGCGCCACAAUUGACAAGUAGAGAGGAGAGGAGUGGCGAUGAAAUUCCCGCUGCCGUGGAAAAAUUUUCCAGAUCGUGUAGCCGAAUUCGCGCACUUAAUUUCCGUUAAUUCACAGCUUGUAGUUUCUUCCCUCCUUUCUACUAGCGAGUACGAGAGCUUGGUAAGAGAGAAUGUCGAAUGAGAAAGACGUUAUUUCGAUUUGAUUUUCCUCUGAAAGUGGGAACUUCGAGUUUCUCUUCUUCUUCCCCAAAUCUUCCUUUUUCCUCGAUCCCGCAGUCCACACUGUUAGCGUUGCAAGAUUGUGAAUUAUCGUAAUUAAAUCGCAUCUGGGGAAAAAUGGGCGUUUCCUUCAAAAUCUCGCAAAAGGGUAAAAGUUUUCGUUCAAAGCUUUGUACUACCCAAUCUGGAUGUACUGCCCUUGGUGAUGAUGACUCUAAGGAUGGGUUGAGGGCUCUAUCGCAGAACGAAUCUUCUGUAGCUCGAAAACUUAAGAAGGAUGGUGAAACUGAAAGAAGUGGGGAUGUAAAUGGGUUGAUUGGGUUAUCUGAGUCUUCUUUAGGUCGUCCAACUCCAGAGAAUGGAGUUUCCUUCACAUUAAACCUCUUUCAAGAUGGAUAUUCUAUUGGAAAACCAUCAGAGAUUGAUCCAACGCACCCGAGUACAUUACAAGACAAUUCAAAAUUGUUACUUCCUUAUGACAGAAAAUCUGAAAACUUGUUUUCUGCUAUUGAAUGUGGCCGAUUGCCUGGAGAUAUUCUUGAUGAUAUACCUUGCAAGUAUGUUGAUGGCACAAUUGUUUGUGAGGUGCGAGAUUUUCGUGGAGGUCCUCCUGAACAAGGGCCUGGUGCUCAAUCCACUGAUGGAUUGCCUAUUGUCAAUAAGAUACAUCUAAAGAUGUCCUUGGAAAAUGUGGUAAAAGAUAUUCCAUUAAUUUCAGAUAAUUCAUGGACCUAUGGUGAUCUGAUGGAAGUGGAGUCUCGGAUUCUGAAGGCAUUGCAACCACAACUUAAUCUUAACCCUGCUCCUAAGUUCGAUAGGCUCUGUAACAGCCCAGCUUCUAUGAAGCUCAACUUUUCUCUGAACAGUGUGCGGAGGAAGCGAUUGCGACAGCUUUCAGAAGUAUCUAUCACAUCCAAUAAUAAGUUUGGGAAGAAAAUUUGUAUAGACAGAAUACCCGAAAAUUUUAAUACCAGACUGGGAGAUUCUGGAGCCGCUUCUGGAAAUAUGAUAUCUUCUAAUGUCCAUGAUAAUGUAGUUGGUCAAAAUACGAGUUUAAAUGAGAUGUUAGCAUCAAGACCAAAGAACUUUACUUCAGAUGCUUCUCUUCCAGCACAACCUACAGUAUCUGUAUCUCAAUCUAGGUAUUCUAUGGGCAGUGGAACCCCAAGAGGUAUACUUGAGCAAGUAGCUGGGUCAGUUCUUAAUCCAUCUGGUGUUUCCCCUACUGGGCAAGAAAUGAUCUCGUAUGCGGACAAUUUGAACACUAACGUCUCUCUUCUUGGAAAGAGGGAAACUCAUGAUGGGCAAAUGUCACCCUUGUCCAGUUUUAACAAGAGACCUAGACCAUCUCUUAUGGGCAUCGAUGGAAUUCAACAGCACCCAUUGGCGUCUACGGAAGGUCCCCAGGGGUCUGACAUGAUUUGGAAGAAUAUGUUGCAACAGCAAGCAAUAGCGAGAGGUAUUCAGUACUCAAACCAAGGAGUUCAAAAAUUUUCACCGCAGAUGUUUGAAGGCGUCCUGAAUCAGGAUUCUAUGCAAUUACCGUUUGCUGCAGGACAAUCAGUUAUGCAAUAUGGAGCCAAGGAAGAGCAGUUCGACUCAGAAAAGAUUGAUGGAUCUGACCUCAGUCGAAGCAAAACUGAUAUGCAGAUGAUGGAAACAGAGAACCAUCUAGAUCCUCAGCAUCCACGGUUUCAGCAAAGACCUGCGCAGCAAGCAUUCGUGAGGUCUAAUCUCUCUCAGCCUCCUUGGAAUAAUUUUGGCCAGCAUAAUGAGAAGGAAGCAAGAAAGGAGGACCAACUAUCAAAAAGAAAAUCAGCUCAAAGUCCUCGUGUGUCAGCAGGAGCUGUGCCUCAACCAUCGUUGUCAAAAUCAGGGGAAUUCUCUGGUGGCUCUAGUGGUUCCCACUAUGGAGUGCCUGGAAAUAUUGCACUUGUAUCAGCACAAAAGGAGAAGUCUGCCAUUAAUCCCGUUUCUCAUGUUGGUGGAACUCCAUCCUUUUCUUCCAGUGCUAAUGAUUCAAUGCAAAGACAACAUCAAGCCUCAAAGCGGAGAUCAAAUUCCCUCCCCAAAAAUCCAGUAAUCAGUGGAGUUGGAUCUCCUGCUAGUGUUAGUAAUAUGAGUGUUCCCCUGAAUGCAAACAGUCCUUCAGUUGGAACCCCACCUUUUGUUGAUCAAACCAUGAUUGAAAGAUUCUCAAAGAUUGAAAUGGUGGCUGCAAGGCAUCAGCUUAACCAUAAAAAGAGUAAGGCCAAUGAAUAUUCUGUCAGAAAGUCAAAUACUUACCCAACUCACAAUCUUGCUACUCAUCUGGCAAACUCAUCAAUUGGUGAUGACGUAAAAGAUGACGCUUGUCCAAGGAAGAUGUCAAAGUCCCUAAUUGGCGGCAGCUUAAAUGCCUGCAAAAGAAGGGUGUUAACUUUUAUGUUGCAAGACCGUAUGCCUCAAGGAAUGGCUCCAUAUGUUACUAGGUUACGAAGUAGGGUAAUCCUGUCGGAAAAGCCCAGUGAUGGAACCGUAGCCAUUACCUAUGAAGAUAUAGAUGAUAGCAGAUUUCUCGCUAUUGAGGAUCGUCUUCCAACAUUGCCCAAUACUCUUUCGGCGGAUUUACUUGCUGAGCAAUUAUGUACAUUGAUGGUUCAUGAAGGGUAUGAUCUUAUGGAAGAUAAUAUUCAAGUUAGGCCGACCCGGACAAACCCAUCCCCUAUCGGUCAAUCAAAUGCUGGUGUUCAUCCUCAUAUUAAUCCAGCUGCGGAAAUGCAGCAUUAUGGAGAAGCUUUUCCGAGUCAAACAUCCAAUGAAAUUCCAAGGCCAAGUGGUGGUGGUGGUGGUAAUGCCUCUCUGCUCAACUCCUCCCAUAAUAUUCUAGGAAACACAAGGAUGUUGCCUCCUGGAAACUCUCAGGCGGUCAUACAGUCUCAAGGGAUUUUGGCAGGGGUUUCAUUGCCCACAAGACCGCAACAGGUCGAAGCCCAAACUUCGAUGCCGCAGCAACAGCAACAGCCGCAGCCAUCACAGCAGCAGAAUCAGCAAAACCUUAUGCAACCACAGCAUCAACAGUUCCAGAGAUCAAUGAUGCUUGGGACAAACCAGCUUUCGCAUUUGAACGCCAUUGGCCAGAAUUCUAAUGUUCAAUUGGGUAAUAACAUGGUGAACAAGUCGUCCAUUCCGCUUCACCUAUUGCAGCAGCAGCAGCAAUCACAAAUGCAGAGGAAAAUGAUAAUGGGAGCUGUUGGUAUGGGUAACAUGAACAAUAACAUGGUGGGGCUUGGAAACCUUGGCAGUUCAAUGGGUGUAGGAACUACCAGAGGAAUCGGAGGAACUGGACUCCAAGCAUCCAUGGGUUCUAUUCCUGCCAUGGGCAAUACAGGUCAAAAUCCGAUGAACUUAACCCAGGCAUCUAGUUUUAACAACCCUCUCAGUCAGCAAUUUCGACCAGGAACGGCAAUGGCAUCAGCCCAGGCACAAGCGGCUUAUAAAUUUCGGCUGGCGCAGAACCGAGGCAUGCUUGGUGCUGCCUCUCAAUCAACAAUAACUGGAAUCCCAGGAGCAAGACAAAUGCAUGCAAGCUCAGCUGGCCUUUCAAUGCUUGGACAGGCUCUGAACCGUGCUGGCAUGACCCCAAUGCAACGAGCAGUAGUACCAAUGGGUCCUCCAAAGUUGAUGCCAGGAAUAAAUGCAUACAUGAACCAGCAGCAGCAGCAGCAACUACAACAGCAAAUGCAACAGCAACAGCAGCAGCAAAUGCAACAGCAACAGCAACAGCAAAUGCAACUGCAGCAGCAACAACCUCAACAACAGCAGCUACAACAACCUCAACAACAGCAGCUACAACAACCUCAGCAGCUACAACAGCAUCCCGAAACAACCUCACCACUUCAGGCUGUUGUUUCACCACAGCAGGUGGGUUCACCUUCGAUGGGAGUCCAUCAACUUAACCAACAAUCCCAGCAACAACAACAGCAGCAAUCAACUAGCCCGCAACCAAUGAAUCAGAGAACUCCAAUGAGCCCUCAACCAAUGAAUCAGAGAACUCCAAUGAGCCCACAGCAAAUGAGCUCAGGGACAAUCCAUGGUCUGAGUGCUGGCAAUCCCGAGGUUUGCCCUGCAAGCCCGCAGUUGAGUUCACAAACCCUCGGUUCGGUCAGUAGUAUUUCAAAUUCUCCCAUGGAGAUGCAAGGUGUUAACAAGAGUAACUCUGUAAAUAAUUCAUGAACUAUGAUGUGCUUUGAAUUUCCUCUUUGUAGUUCAAUAAUCAUUCAGGUCAUUGAUAUGUAUGAGAGUUUCUACCUGUGUAGGUUUGUGAGGUUAGAUUUAAGAUAUGUACAGGGAACAUGCAGAAUUUCCAAGAGAUUGUCUGCUGGUCUGAAGAACUCUAUUGUAGCCUAGCGGUUCUUUAGCUGAGAAUUUUAUGAAAUUUGCAGUAAAACAAACAUGUAAGAACACACGAUCCCUAGUA
Molecule: messenger RNA, 4791 nt
Organism: Cucurbita maxima (winter squash)
Lineage: Eukaryota; Viridiplantae; Streptophyta; Magnoliopsida; Cucurbitales; Cucurbitaceae
Product: homeobox protein prospero-like
Exons: 12
Coding region: 450-4547 (1365 amino acids)
Biological process (GO): regulation of transcription by RNA polymerase II
Cellular component (GO): SAGA complex
Molecular function (GO): transcription coregulator activity
Source: RefSeq, a predicted model, not a curated record